UCAGGUCUGGUUUCAAAAUCGCCGUGCCAAAUGGCGUAAAACGGAAAAAUGCUGGGGCCGCAGCACAAUUAUGGCCGAAUAUGGCCUGUAUGGAGCCAUGGUCCGCCAUUCGCUGCCUUUGCCAGAGACCAUAUUGAAAUCGGCCAAGGAUAAUGAAUCUGUAGCACCCUGGCUGCUAGGUAUGGAGAACAAAAGUAUGCAUCGCAAAUCCAUAGAUGCCCAACACACAUUACGUGAUGAUUCCGGGGUCAGUGAUCCCGAAGACCCAGAGGCGGAUGUUGAAACAACUACCAACAAAUCAAAGGAAUCCCUCAAGAACUCCAAGGAAUUAAGUUCUUCAACCGAGUCCCUGAAUGUUGUAAGUCCCGCACCACCCAUGACCACUUUACCGCUGGCCUCAGCCUCACCAGCUACCACACCAACAGCCACCACAACAUCGACGCCUUCACCCCAUAUUGAUUUGAAUUCGCCUACCUCGUCGCCCACCAUACAACAACACCAGCAGCAGCAGCAACAACAACACCUUCAACAAUAUCAUCAUCAUUAUAAUGCCCAACAUUUGGCCGCAUCUGGAAGGCUGGCCUCAUUUCAGACUCUGCAACAACAUUCUUCCAACAAAGACUCCAAUGCGGAUGACAGAAUCUCUAUGGCACAAUCUUCUCCGACACUGGCAUCACACAGCACACCGCCAACUCCAUCUUAUCAUCCGCUAUUGGAUGCCGCCAAUGCCAGUGCCUGUGCUGGUGCGGCCAGUACCAAAGAUUUUCACAUGAUCAUGAACUCAGCUGUGGCAGCGGCAGCUGCUGCAGCCGCCAGUGAUAUUUAUGGAACGAGUUUGGUACAGGAUCCAGAUACGUUCAGAAACAAUUCAAUUGCCUGUCUGCGUGCCAAGGCCCAGGAACAUCAGGCUCGCCUUUUAAAUAGCGGCCUUUUUUUGCAGGUGCGUUCAUUUGCCGAUUUGCAGCAACGACAUCACCAGCAGCAGCAACAACAACAACAGCAUCACGCUUUACAACAACAAGGAAAAUCCAAUGUCAGCAAUAAUUUCAAAAUUUGUGAUACAAAAUCUUUAGCAGUAGACCCGCAGCCAGUCAACACGUCUGGCAGUAACAAUUUGACUGUGGUACCACCCAUUUCGAAACGAGAAAUUGUAUAAAAUCUGUAAUUGUCAUAUAAGAUUUUUAUGAAAUUGAAGAAGAAUUAAAACACACACACCCACAUAUAUUUUAACAUUU
Messenger RNA from Musca domestica (house fly), 1235 nucleotides. It is a transcript of the gene Vsx2, whose product is annotated as box A-binding factor. NCBI's taxonomy places the organism in Eukaryota, Metazoa, Arthropoda, Insecta, Diptera, Muscidae. Gene Ontology annotation, molecular function: sequence-specific double-stranded DNA binding. Gene Ontology annotation, biological process: regulation of transcription by RNA polymerase II. The coding region runs from base 71 to 1156 and encodes 361 amino acids. The transcript has 3 exons. The record is from RefSeq and is a predicted model, not a curated record. Gene Ontology annotation, cellular component: nucleus.